UCACAUCUCGGCGUUGCAAUCGAUAAUUUCCGCACACCAAAAUUCCUCAAUCACUCCACCAAUACAAUGAUACGCAAACAGGCACGCGAGCGUCGCGACUACAUUUACCGCCGAGCCCUCACCCUCCGCGAUGCCGAAUUAGCCAGCAAACGCGCCGCCCUCAAAGCCUCUCUUGCCUCUGGCAAACCGCUCCCCCAAGAUGUCGCAAAUGAUGCGGAACUUCGCCAAGAUUGGAAAUAUGAUGAGAGUCGUGCGGAUCGUACUGUUGAGGAAGAGCUUGGUCUAGAUGACGAAUACUCUCAACUUAGCGGUGUUGUAGACCCCCGAAUUCUCGUCACCACCUCGCGCGACCCUUCUUCACGGCUGGGCACAUUUGCGAAAGAAAUUCGUCUCCUCCUCCCCACAGCGAUCCGUCUCAACCGCGGUAAUCUUAUCCUCAACAACCUCGUCUCCUCCGCUACAAGUAGUGGGUUGUCCGAUAUCAUCCUCCUUCACGAGCACAGAGGAACCCCCACCGCUCUCACAAUCUCCCACUUUCCGCACGGCCCGACAGCGUCCUUUUCCCUGCACAAUGUCGUUCUCCGCGCUGAUAUUCCAAACGCUUCCCGCGGUACCGUCAGCGAGAGCUACCCUCACCUCAUUUUCGACGGCUUCACCACCAAGCGCGGCGAGCGCGUAGUCCAGAUCUUAAAACACCUUUUCCCGCCCCGUGAUACGUCGAAUCCCAAGUCGGGCAGUCGUGUAGUCACGUUUAAGAACAUAGAGGAUACAAUCGAGGUCAGACAUCAUGUGUAUGUGCGCACGGGAUAUCAGAGCGUCGAGUUGGCGGAAGUUGGCCCGAGAAUGAGUAUGAGGCUGUUCGAGAUUCGCGCGGGUACAUUGGAGAACAAGGAGGGGGAUGUGGAGUGGCAUUUGAACCAGUACACCCGGACUGGCAAGAAGAAGGACAUACUAUGAUUUUGCGUGAACCGAUUUUGCCGGAAAAAUGUACGAGUAACGACAACAAAUGGGACAAAGGAAGAACCCGCUUCAUUUUUGAGUGGGAGUACCCCCGGGACGAGAGGCGGAACUAUCAUAUGAUAAUCGGAUAUCUUGCAUGUCCAAGUCAA
Periconia digitata is the source of this 1109-nucleotide messenger RNA. NCBI's taxonomy places the organism in Eukaryota, Fungi, Ascomycota, Dothideomycetes, Pleosporales, Periconiaceae. The record is from the annotation of a GenBank genome assembly.